This is a messenger RNA of Hipposideros armiger (great roundleaf bat), 5615 nucleotides long. RefSeq names its product Fc mu receptor (gene FCMR). Gene Ontology annotation, cellular component: plasma membrane. Gene Ontology annotation, molecular function: transmembrane signaling receptor activity. NCBI's taxonomy places the organism in Eukaryota, Metazoa, Chordata, Mammalia, Chiroptera, Hipposideridae. The transcript is spliced from 8 exons. The coding region runs from base 154 to 1422 and encodes 422 amino acids. The record is from RefSeq and is a predicted model, not a curated record.
GACAGGUUGUCAUUUCCUCAUUUUCAAGCCUUGCUCCUCACAUGGGCCAGAAAUCUCUUUCAAGCUCCAGAUAGUGACGGGUUCCUGGGUGAGCAGUGGGUCUCUACCCCCUCUCCAGGGGAUCUUGGAUGGGACCUUGCUCUGGAAGAAGCCAUGGACAUCUGGUUUUGGUCACUUUACUUCCUGCCAGUAUCUGGAGCUCUGAAAAUGGUCCCAGAAGUCAAGCUGGAAGGAAUGCUGGGCGGAUCCGUUACCAUCGAGUGUCCACUUCCUAAAAUGCCCAGGAGGCUAUAUCUGUGCCGGGAGGCAGACGCACCCAGAAGGUGUGUCACCGUGGUAUCCAGCAAUAACUUUGUCAAGAAGGAAUACAAACAACGAGUCACACUGAAGAUGUGUCCAGACCAGCAUCAGUUUCUAGUGGAGGUGAAAGAGCUGACCAAGAAUGACAGCGGAGUCUAUGCCUGUGGGAAUGGCGUGUACACAGACCGGGGCAAGACCCAGAAAGUCACCCUAGAUGUCUACAGUGCAGAGUACGAGCCGUUCUGGGAAGAGGAGCCGAUAUCUGAGCCUCCAGCAUGGUUUCAGAGAUUUCUACAAGGGCGGAUGCCAUGGUUCCAGAAGCCUGCACAUGCCAGCUCCUUCGAAUUCACAUCCAAAGGUCAGGUCACCAAAGUAAGCACAUCAGCUCCAAAGACGGGGGUCCCUGCAGCACACCAGCCCUCCCCCACCACCCCAAUCACCCACAGCCCUGAAGUUUCCAGAUCAUCUCCAAUGGUAUCUGCCAAGUCCACAACCCUCCUGCCAUCCACCACAGCUUCAAAGACCUCAGCACCAGAGAGGCUGCUCAGGCCCCAGACAGCCAGCUACACUCACCAAACCAAGAUUCACAGGCAGAGAGCCUUCAACCACGUCUCAGCGUCCCAGCUGGAAGACCAAGGAUUUCACAUCCUGAUCCCCACCAUCCUGGGCCUCAUCCUGCUGGCACUGCUGGGGCUGGUGGUGAAAAGGGUCAUUCAAAGGAGGAAGGCUCUCUCCAGGCGGGUACGCCGACUGGCCGUGAGGAUGAACGCCCUGGAGGCCUCCCAGCGGCCCCGCGUGUCGCAGCGGCCCCGCGUGUCGCAGCGGCCCCGCUCCCAAAACAACGUCUACAGUGCCUGUCCUCGGCGCUCUGGGUGGGCGCAAGCUGAAGGUGAAGGGGCGGCACCUGUCCCAGGCCCCCAAGCGUCAGCGCCGCCCGCUCCGCCGCAGGUGUCUGAAGCUCCCUGGCCCCAUGCCUUGUCUCUGAAGACCAGCUGUGAAUAUAUGAGCUUCUACCACAAGCCUGCUGCCAAGACGGAGGAUACUGAUUCAGAUUACAUCAAUAUCUCCUACCCGACUCACCCCUCCAGCAGGCCCCCUGGGCCCAGACCAUGGUGCCAAUGAGCCUUGUCUGUCUGCUGCUUUCCAACACCUGCUCCAUCGGUUUUUGAGCCCUCAUUACCUCCCACAUCCCACCUCAAGUCUCAUCCCUGUCUGUUUGCCCUGAGCAUAGCUCAAUCCCCUACAGCCCUUCUUGCACAGCUUUGCAACCCGUUGUGGCUUUCAAGUGGGCUCUAGUCAUGCAGAGCAUUUGUUUCGAUGUCACCUGCUUCCUUUCCAAGUAACAUGUAACAGGCUGUGGGAUUUGCAGACUGUCUUUGAUCACAAGGAUUCUAGAUUCCUUGGCUCUAGACCAUGUAGCAUUAGGUUGGAGUGUAGGCAUAGCUGUUGCUUCUGGAACCCUUCCCAGGCUUGGGCCUCACACCAAUAGAAGGCCCCUGGACUGCAUCGUGAGGACAUGCCUCAGCCUUGUGGACCAGGAAGGGGCCGGGUAUGAAACGCUCCUGUGAAUGUCUUUGCCCUGACCUGAAGGCUGGCACUUACUAGUAAGCUGUACUCAUCUUGAGUCCUAUGGUAAGAGCAAUUUAUUUUGAUGUGGUGAAGGAUUCUAAAUUUUCAGCACCAUAUAUAUCUCCUUAUAUCUCCAAACCCUCUUUAAGUGUCCCUCCCUUGAUGUACAUAAGGACCCUGACCCCAGCAUUUUCCUUUCCUUUGGAAAUAGUUUUUGUCAUCUCUUUAUCCUCCUUCCAUUGCCUAGCACUGAUAUGUGUGCACUUAUCUUAAUGUUGGUCUAUUUUAGCCAUCCAAAACCAUUACAUCUCUCUGCUUUCAAAAAUGCACCUCUUUGCCAGUUCCCAGUAAUUAUAGCAAGGUAGGAAAGGAAAGUGGCCUGGGAUUCCUAGAGGGCCAGGUGCUCUGCAAUAGCACUCAUGUCAUGGAAGAAGAGACGUCCUACCUCCUCCAUAUGCUCUUUCUCUUAAGUUUUCUGAGCAAGGGCAUAGGCAGACAUUGUAUCUUUAGAUUGAAGCCAACUGCAAAGCUCAGCCAGAGCUUGAGACUAGAGAAUGCCCAGCCUUGCUGUAAGGAAGGAGGCCUUUCCCAGACACACAGCUCAGCUUCGCUGGGCACUUGUCCAGAGAUAGAAAGGAAAGGCUACCAGACUUGAGUUCUCUGCCUUUGAUUUAGCAGGGAAUAACAUCACAGAUUGGAGAGUCCAUCCAAGUACAAAUGACACCAUCAGCAAUAUCAACUUGACACUGGCACCUUCUCAAGCUGCAGAUAAGGGAAGAAUGAGUAGGGAGAAAGGAGGGAGGGCACCCAAGGGGAAGGGAUGAUGGGAGUGGGGUGUGGAGUGUGGGCAAGAGCUGAAAUGUUUAGUGAACCUGCUUUGUGUUGGGCACUUAACACUUUGUAUCUUUUAUCAUUUACAUUCCAAACCAGUGUCCCUCACCCCUACCCCAAUGUUCUGUUUCUGAAGAUAAGAUAACAAUAUGAUUUUCAUGUCCUGAUGUUCAACUUCAUAUCCCAGCAUCCCUCAUUUUUCUUCAACAUUGAAAGAUAGGCAAAAACAAACAAACAAAAAAAACAGUUUAUUAAGCAUUUACUGAGCACCAUCCACUGACCCACGUGGUUCCAAGGAUCCUGGAGAAUCAAAGAGCAGCAUGGGGCACUGUCCCUGCCGCCUUUACAGAACUUAGUCUCACAAAUAAAUAUGACAUCAGCAAAAACACGGACAGGAUUUAAAUAGUUGUAAUAAAUAUGGGAAUCUGCUUUGUAGAUUAUUCACAGCAUCCAAGGGAACCUUCCAUGACUAUUGGGGACACUUAAAGAAUGAAGUCUUUGAAGAUAAGCCGGGACCAAGAACAGGACCCGUGGUCAAGGCCGUGAAGUGACCAAAGAACAUCACAGGAGGGGACACUCUUUUGAAAUGACAUGGAGAACUAGGAGGGUAUUCUGGUCUAGGCAUUCAGUGCUGGUAGAAUUUCUGCAUCCAGGUCAAGAGGAUGUCCACUUCUCCAAAGGCUUUGAUCCGAGCUGCUUCUAUGUUCAGCUAAAAGGAAAGUGGAGGUGAAGGUCUGCCAUGUUAGCCUCAAGCAUAGGUUUCUUUCCCACCCACCCUUCUGGGGCUGACCUGACCCCUCAUCAUGAGCGGCGUCACCUUUGGGAUGGCCUCUGAUGAACUCAUCCACCCAUCACUUGUCCCCCAUCUAUGUGUGUUUUCUGCUUCAGUGGUGAAAAUGGGCCAGUGGGUAGCAGUGAGUCAGGAGCAAAGGCAAUGCAUCUGGAGCCCCUGACAUCAAGAACCGUAGAAUCCACGUGCGGGUGGACCUGGUCCACCCCCAGAGUCCACUAAGCAGAUGAGGAAACUGAGGCCCAGGUGGCCACUUCUCUUUGUAUGUUAUUGCUCUUCAUUUAUUUUUAGGCUGAUGUAUCUAUUCCUUAAAAAAGUGACCAAAAUCAUAUGUUUUGGGAAGGGGGUUGAAAAUGAAAUUUGGGUUUUCUUUGUUGUCUUAAGUUGUGAGAAGAUAAUAUAUUUCCCAUGAUUUCAUUCUCACAAACUAGAUCAUUUGAACAUUAUGGAAAUACGAUGUAUGGGGAUUUGUAUGAGAUGGGAGUAUUACGGGGGCAAUCUCUCUUCUGACUCCAGUUCCCCAACUCAAGUACCCACAAGCUCUCUCACAGGGAAAGUCCCUGUAGUGAAAUCUUCUUAUAGGGAAAUAUAAUAGCAUUGUAAUUUGAAAACUGGCCGGAAAAUAGACCAAGUAGUUUGUGGUACUUGUGCAAAGUAUAUGCUAAUUCAUGUAAAAAUACCUGUGCUCCUGCUAACUCAAGUGGCUUUUGGGCAAGGCUGGUGGAGUCACCUGCACUGCAUUUUGCAUUAGGUCUCUGAGGCAUCCUCCUAUGACCAUUCAGGCAAGCCCUCCACUCCCAGCGUUGAUUACCUGUUUAAAUGCCCUCUGGUACAGCAGAAACUGCCUGCGUGCAUUCUCACUGAUGGAAAACAUCUCAUUUUCCUGUUGGAUAACCGAAAAAAAAAUGUACCAAGCGUUGGGGAGGAGCAGAGGCAAGCCCCCUCCGACUCCUUCCUAGUGAUGCCAGAGGGGUUCCCAAGGCCUAAGCCCUGAAUCCAGAGCCUCAAGGUAGCCAGCGCUGAACUCCCACUGUGUGGCGGAGGCAGUUGCUGAUUCUCACAGCGGCCUUUCCAGGCAGGGGUGAUCAUCUCAUUUUAUACAUAUGUAGGAGUUCUGAAUCCCAGAAAGUUUGAGCACCGUGUAAAGAAUCAACCGGCUGAUUAGAAGAGAGCUGGACUUGAACCCAGAACUGCUGGUGUCCAGAGUCUAUGCUCUUUUCCAUGCAACCCACAACUCCCUCUUGUGACAUAAAAGCCAGGAUCAGAAAAGAGGAGGAGAGUCCUCUCAAAACACACCAUUUCCCAUGGGUCCCAGUCCCAGCUUUGUUCUACUCACUCUGGGUUGCAGUUUUGACACGAUGACAAUAAAAUUAUUGGCCAGAGUAGAGAAUGACUUUAGGAUCCUGAAUUCAGCUGCCUUCUCAUAGUAGCUUUUGAAAACGGUAUUCAAGUAGAACUUCAGCAGGGCACGGAUGAAGUAACAGCUUUCGGCAUCCUGGGGAGGGUCUGGGUCACCUGGGAGCCAAGGUGUCUGCCCACCCCAGCCCUGGAUGAGCAACCCACUGUCGCCAAAGCAAGAGAAGCACAGCAGAGUCAGGGGUCGUCUAGGAGAUGUCGAUAAACAGUAGAUCUAAAGGAGCAUCAGGGAGCAUGGAGAGCAGCACCUUUGGUUUACAGGAGGAACCACAGACCGAGAGAAGAGGACUUGCCCAGCGUCACACAGCCAGUCAGUGGCAGACACAGGCCUAGUGCCUAGGACUCCUGACUCCCCAUCUGCUUAAUAUUCUUCCUUCUACACCCCAUGACCUCUCUAAUAGCCAUGGGAGACGCACCCUGAAGAGCGCUCAUAAGUUGGUGGUUGACAGUUGGUGGGGAAAAGAACUAGAAAGAAGAAAUGAGGAGAAAAAAAAAAUCCUUAACACAGGGAUUGCAUUCUAGCCCCCUCAAGCACCACAGAGUGACGCUCAGCGUCUUCAGAUCAGAGCUCAGUAUAUGUGUGCUCACUGACUGACUAGAUGGAUGCUGAGCAGACAGGAAUGGGUGAGAAAAAAAAGGAUGGAAAUGGAAGAGACCCAAGCAGAUGCCUAUUGGGCCUACACAGCAAAAGAGAAACCCAGAUUGAUGG